CAAAAUAUAAUGAAGAGCAAAAAACCAAAAACUCUCGCUCUUCAUUUUCUCUUUUACUCUUUCUUCAUCUCACCCCCACUCACCUUUCCUUCCCAUGGAUAUCCCCAAAGCUGAACCACCUCCUCCCCAUUACUACGCUCCUCUACCAUGCCACCACGACCAAAACUAUAUCGUUUUACCCUUUUACCAUCCCACCAACAUCCAUCUCCCUCCCUGGCGCAGGCGUAUUAUCAUCACCGUCGCCGUCUUCCUCCUCGUUGCUGCUUUCCUCUAUCUCUUGUGUCCUUCCGAUCCCUCCAUCAAGAUCGUCCGGCUACAGCUAAACAAACUGCAUAUCCACACUUUGCCUGUAAUCAGCAUUGACGUGUCACUACACGUCACCGUAAAAGUACGUAACUUAAACGUGUAUUCUAUGGAUUUUAGGCACAUCGAAGUGGAUCUCAAGUAUAGAGGGAAGAUGCUAGGGAAUGUGAGAUCAGGAGAAGGGCAUGUGAGGGCCCUAGCAUCAUCCUACGUGGAUGCUGAGAUGGAAUUUAAUGGGGUCAGGGUUCUGUCUGACGUGGUGUUCUUGCUUGAGGAUUUGGCUAGGGGCAGGGUGCCCUUGGAUACUACUACUGCCUUCACUGGGAAGCUUGGGUUUUGGUUCUUUCAGUUCCCUUUGAAGGCAAAAAUGUCAUGUGAAGUAUUGGUGAACACAAACAGCCAGACAAUUGUUCGUCAAAAUUGCCUCUCAGAGGUAUAUAUAGAGAGAAAGAGAGAGGCUCAUGUCCUUCCACCAUGAUGCAUGGCCAUUGACGACGUGCCUGCAUGCAUGCACCAGAAGCUAAAAGAAUUUAACUUGUAUAUGCCUGUUUCUGCUAUGUGUGUAUAUAUUCUCAUGUCAUUAUAAGCAAGUGCUGCAAAUGAAACCGAUUGUGUGUAUUUUACCAUUUAUUUAUUAAUUAGGAGAUAUUAUUAUAGGUAAGGAAAAUUAAUUUUAUGUGAGUUAGAAUAUUAAAUUUA
Molecule: messenger RNA, 1002 nt
Organism: Manihot esculenta (cassava)
Lineage: Eukaryota; Viridiplantae; Streptophyta; Magnoliopsida; Malpighiales; Euphorbiaceae
Exons: 2
Coding region: 95-781 (228 amino acids)
Cellular component (GO): plasma membrane
Source: RefSeq, a predicted model, not a curated record